CGGAGACCCGCAGCGCGCAUGCUCCCGGCGCAGCGCCCCCGACUCGGCGCUCGGCUCGGCUCGGGCAUUUCCGCCUCUUUGUUUUAAACUCCGGACGGGGUUUUUCCUCCGGCUCCGGGGGGGACCCGGAGGGAGCGGCGCCCCCUCCCCCCGCCGGCGCGGCCCCCGCGUGCGCCCAGCUCGCCCGCAGCCCAGACGGCAGGCAUCAAAAUGUAGCAGGCAAUUCCAGGCUGCCAUGUACAGAAAAUGGACACAGUGCCCAGGACAGAAGGAAGGCACAGAUGUGCAAAGCAGAGGGCACCAGCUGAGAAGGAGCCAUAAGGUCGAGACAGAGGCCUGACAUCCAAUGCAAAGGUGCAAGCAGGGAGCAGCGGACAUAUAAAGGAGAAGCCAAAGAUGUUGACCAGAAAGAUCAAACUCUGGGACAUAAACGCCCACAUCACUUGCCGCCUCUGCAGCGGGUAUCUCAUUGAUGCCACCACAGUCACCGAGUGUCUACAUACCUUCUGUCGGAGCUGCCUGGUCAAGUACCUGGAGGAGAAUAACACGUGUCCCACCUGCCGCAUUGUCAUCCACCAGAGCCACCCGCUGCAGUACAUUGGUCAUGACAGAACCAUGCAAGAUAUUGUUUACAAACUGGUUCCAGGCCUCCAAGAAGCGGAGAUGAGAAAGCAGAGGGAGUUCUACCACAAGCUGGGCUUGGAAGUGCCUGGAGACCUGAAGGGGGAGAUGUGCUCUGCGAAGCAGCACCUGGAUUCCCAUCGGAACGGUGAAACCAAAGCAGAUGAUAGUUCCAACAAAGAAGCCGCAGAGGAGAAGCAGGAAGAAGACAAUGACUAUCAUAGAAGUGAUGAGCAGGUGAGCAUCUGUCUGGAAUGCAAUAGCAGCAAACUUCGGGGUUUGAAACGGAAAUGGAUCCGCUGCUCAGCCCAAGCAACCGUCCUACAUCUAAAGAAAUUCAUCGCCAAAAAGCUCAACCUUUCAUCUUUCAAUGAGCUGGACAUUCUGUGCAAUGAGGAGAUCCUGGGCAAGGACCACACCCUCAAGUUUGUGGUCGUCACCAGGUGGAGAUUCAAGAAGGCACCGCUUCUGCUGCACUACAGACCCAAGAUGGACCUGCUGUGAGCGGCCGGCGGCCCCGCACACGGCCUUGCACCCGUGUGAGUGAGCGAGCAAGCAGGCGUGUGGCCGGGCAGGACCACGCCACGCUUGAGAACGUUGCCUCUGGGUGUCACGUGGACCGCAUUUCUGAAUAGAGAAUAUUUAUAACUUUUGUAUGAGAGAAUUCACACUCGACAAGACACUACCAGCACCGCGCUCCACGGUGGGAAACACUUCACAGCCUCACGCAGCUGACCGCGCUCACCCCUUGCUUCCGUCCGAGACCAGAGUCCCGUGCAGUGGUGACCUGCCCUCACAUAACCUUUGCUUGCUUUCCAGGUCUGGAGAUCUCGGUCUUUUCUGUUAGUUUAUGAAUUAGGUUUCAUGAUAAGCCUUGAAAAUUCUUGUACGUUUUUUGAAUCCUUCCUAAGUUAUUGAGAAAUUAUCUUUCUUGGUGAAUGAUAUUUAUGUUGCCUUUAGCAUCCUGAAGAUUUAGAAUAUAUAUAAAAUUUAAUUUAAAAACAGACCAAAAGAGGGUUCCAUUAAUCUUAGGAGUUAACCUUGAUGUUGGAUUUUCCGUAUUACAAGGCAUAGCAGAGAUGACGCUCCCCCAACUCACCUUCGCCAUGUGGCCUUCCCGGGGCAGGGAGCCCCGUGCUCUCCUGGACUCAGCUGCAGACACACCCAGCCGGGCAGCUGGAGGCAGCGCAACCAGUUGGCGCCAGUGUGCAAAACAGUCCUUGUUCUCCAAGUCCCUCCCCAGGUGGUCUGCGGGGCCCCUGGUGGGAUGACCUGAGCCGCCUCAGCCAGCACCGAGGCAGUUGUUCCUCGGGGAGGGCCUUCUUGGGAAGACGUGGGCAAGGACAGGAGUGAGUCUGGAGCCGCCUGCCUGCCGGCCCCGUGUUCAGACACUGCGGGCAGCAGGGCCCCAGCUCCUCCCCCACCCGCCUUUUCACCCCACAGGGUCCCUCAGGGGGCCUACGGGUUAUGUUUUCUUGGAGUAUUUCACUUUAGUGACCGGAAUCUUUCCUUGAAUUUGCUUUGAAAGUUAUGGUUGGGCUCGUCAACUUUUAAUUUUGUUUGGUUUUUCUCUUCCUGUUUUGUUUACAAAAAAGUAUCAGAAGCAGCUGCUAAUGUGAUCUUAUCUUAAUGAUCAGAAAAACAAAGUAUUUCAACCCAAGUGAUAUUAAUAUAAGGCCUUUUGAAAAUAAGAACAAAUUAUUUGCCAGGAUUGGAUCAAAAUCCCCCUCUUUAUUUAAACUCCCAGUACUGUUUGGAUUUUUCAGUUACCUAAGCUUGCUAUUCAUCCAAAUCAUUUUUUAGAGUUCCUAUACAAGGGUUUAAAGAGUAGAUGUGUGAGUAAAUACUACCUGUCUACCUCAGAAUAAACAUUACUGCUGAAGCGUUCCACAGACCACAUGUUGACAGUCGUUGGUGCCAUUAGAAUUUAGGUAUUUUCCUGUGUGGCAAAAGGAAGGAAGGGUUCAACAGUAUGAGCAUCCAAAUUCAAACAGAAUCAAUUCACAAUUCAGAUUUAACUUAAUAUUGAGGCAAUAGUCCCAUACUCUGUAUUUGUAACUUUGUAGCUCUCUUUGAAAUCACUUGAAUUUGCUAUGGUGCUAAGUUGAUCUGUUUAAACACGGAGAUGGCAGCGAUCAGUCGGAGCCUGUCACUCCUCCAGCUGCCCACUGACUUCUCCAACCCGCUUUUGUAACCGUGUGAACCUGACGAAACCUCAGCAGCUAAAGUACCUAUUUUUCUAAGAGUUCAUCCUGCAGAGGGCGCCCUCCUGCCUCUUUGGUCCGACUGCAGCCUUACCCAGAUACGCCAGCCUGCGUCCGAGGGAAACACCCUUGCAAGCUUUCAUUUCACACCAAAAGGCUGAAUGUUUUUCCCAGCAUGAAAACAAGAAUCACUGAGUGAUUUGGCUCCUACGAAGUGAUUUUUAGCAGAUGGAGUUACUGUGAAGUCGUUUUCAUGCCUGUUGAUGCUGGUGAAACAAUGCUGGUCACUACCUUUCCGGAAGCACCUUUGACCGAAGCGGGGCCGGCCGCCCCACUCACGGUCUCACUAGAUGCCAUUUUCACAAGCAUAGAAAAUUCAAAUAGAAUAUAUAAUAUUGAAUUUAAGAUUUGGGGGGUUAAAAAAAAGAAAACUUUAUAAGAUUAUUUAUUCUAUUUUAAGCCUUCUAUCAUAUUUUCCCAUCCAGUUGUUUGGUUUCAGUGGUCCAGCUUUAUUUACAGGCAUAUAAAAUGAAAUUGUGAGAUGUUUUGCAAGCUUCUUUUUCUUUGUACGUGUGUGUUUUGACGGAUGAAGAGCAUUUAGUAUGCUUUUGUGCAAUCUGCUCCAACUUCAUUUCUUAGACAUGUUUGAAUUAUGAUGUAGCAUCUAUUCUGCUAAGUUAAAAGGGAAUAUAGGUGGAACUUCAAAACUUUUGGUUUUUGCUUUUCAUUGCUACUGUGAGGAGAACGUUGUGGGCACUGCCCUGUGCAAGGCUGCCAGCUGCGGGAGGCCGCUGAGCAGGAUGGCUGCCCGGCUCCAGGCUCCUGCCUCAGCCACAGACAUGAUGGUGCUACUGUGGGCAUUCAGAGUCUUUAGAAAUUUCCUUUUUUUUUUUU
Molecule: messenger RNA, 3719 nt
Organism: Sorex araneus (European shrew)
Lineage: Eukaryota; Metazoa; Chordata; Mammalia; Eulipotyphla; Soricidae
Gene: PCGF3
Product: polycomb group ring finger 3
Exons: 11
Coding region: 397-1125 (242 amino acids)
Biological process (GO): regulation of transcription by RNA polymerase II
Cellular component (GO): PRC1 complex
Source: RefSeq, a predicted model, not a curated record